CAUCUCUAUUUUUGUACACAUCACCCACAGAAACGAAGGAAAUCAGAGGGAAGAACAAUCUCGGCAGCCAUAGACACGGCUAAUAUCUAGAAAUGUCAUCGAGAUGCUAAUAGACACGUGUCCAUCUUCCUCGAUCCGCAAAACCCUCACUAAAAUCCAUAAUCCUGUCCGCUAUAUUAGUUAAAGCACUCUUUCUCUCCCUCACAGCUACGCCGCCGCUUCUGUUCUUCGAUACCAUUUUCUGGGUCUCUCCCUCUUUCUCUCUAUACUCUAUUGAGUAGAGUUCUCCUCGCAUCCAGGAUUUCCAGCAAGUUGAUUUUCUCAGAGGUGAAGUGGAUAGAAGAUGAUCAAAGUUCGUGAAUCUCUGGUAAGAACAACUACCGUUUCUGAAUCGGCUUCUUCUAUACACUGAUGUUUGACCCACUUAUGGUAAUUAAUCCACGGUCCCUCUCAAAUCUCGUUGCCUGAAAAGCAAAAGAUACCGAUAUCCUUAAUUAGCUUCACGACACCAUAAAUACACCUCAGUUGUACUGUAACCACAGUUGGUGCUUCAUUUUCUUCACCCUGAUUUUUUUUUUUUACUUAGCAAAACAGUAGUAUAGUAUAUGGAUUCACCUCUAGCUUAGAGCCCAGUUGACCAAAUAGGAUAGUGAUUUAAAUUCUGGUACUUAAAAAGUGGCGAAGAUGAGCUUGGGCGCAGCCGAGGAUGAUUCGGCUUCAGAAAUUCAUGUUCCAGCUGAUAUAGAUUGGCAUAUGCUUGACAAAUCCAGAUUCUUCUUUCUUGGUGCCGCCUUGUUUUCCGGCGUAUCGGCUGUUCUUUAUCCAAUCGUCGUUUUAAAGACCCGGCAACAGGUUUCGCCCACUCAGAUUUCUUGUUUCAAAAUGUCCUUUGCCAUGAUGCGCCACGAGGGUGUGAGAGGGUUCUACAGGGGAUUCGGUACCUCUUUGAUGGGUACGAUCCCUGCUCGAGCGCUUUACAUGACGGCGCUUGAGGUCACCAAGAGUAAUGUCGGGACUGCCACCGUCAGGUUAGGCUUUUCCGAUACUACGGCCACCGCCAUAGCUAACGCCGCCGCUGGGUUGAGCUCUGCCAUGGCUGCGCAAUUGGUUUGGACCCCAAUUGAUGUUGUGAGCCAGAGACUAAUGAUGCAGGGUAACAUCCUUCCCCAUGUGAAUUGUGGCAAAUAUAGCAAUGGGAUUGAUGCGUUUAGGAAGAUUCUCUAUGCCGAUGGUCCAAGAGGGCUGUACAGGGGAUUUGGGAUUUCCAUAUUAACGUAUGCGCCAUCGAAUGCGGUUUGGUGGGCUUCUUACUCUGUCGCUCAUAGGCUUAUCUGGGGUGGUUUCGGUUGCUACAUGGGUAAAAAGGAUAAGGAUGAGCAUGGUUUAACGAAUAAUGGGAGCAAUUUUAGGCCGGAUUCCAUGGCGACGGUGGCAGUGCAGGGAUUGUGUGCUGCCAUGGCUAGUGGCGUUUCUGCUCUAAUCACAAUGCCGCUCGAUACGAUUAAGACAAGAUUGCAGGUUUUGGAUGGAGAGGAAAAUGGGCGGAGAAGGCCACUGAAGGUUGUGCCGGCGGUUCGGAACUUGGUGAAGGAAGCUGGGUUGAGUGCUUGUUAUAGGGGUUUGGGGCCAAGGUGGGUUUCAAUGUCGAUGUCUGCAACUACCAUGAUCACCACCUAUGAGUUUUUGAAACGGAUGUCUACCAAGAGGCAAGAGAGCUUCACUUCAUAAAUAGAUGUCUUCUUCUUCUUCUUCUUCUUCUUUCAGUUUCUUUCAAGUUCUCGCAGUUUUUCUCAAGUUUCGCUAUAUUUGGCUUGCUUGCUUGCCGAUAUGCUGAAGAUCAUAUAAUGUACAUUCUACUUUCUCUCUCUCUCUCUCUCUCUUUUUUUUUUUUUUUAGGGGUUUCAUAAAGUGGAUAUUCGAGAUUUUGCUCUAGUCCUGGUGCAAUUACCCUCUUUUCUCCUAUGAAUAUUUUUAAUCUUUUUUAUUUUAUGUAUCCAGUGCAAGAAUGAUUUUGGUUGAGAAA
This is a messenger RNA of Alnus glutinosa, 2023 nucleotides long. RefSeq lists its product as uncharacterized. The transcript has a single exon. Bases 685 to 1728 code for a protein of 347 amino acids. Gene Ontology annotation, biological process: transmembrane transport. The record is from RefSeq and is a predicted model, not a curated record. NCBI's taxonomy places the organism in Eukaryota, Viridiplantae, Streptophyta, Magnoliopsida, Fagales, Betulaceae.